UCAAAUUGCCUUGAAUCACAACACUCUCUCCUCAGUCCUCAUCCCGGGGUGCACUUUACUCGGCAAAGACAUUCCCACUUCCCGAAUCCCAAUAACUUUCCUCCUCUCUUCCCCCAUUUUUCCUGGGAGGGAAGAAGACUUUUGCAACCGGCCAGCCACAGCUAGGGCUCCCCCUUUCCACUCGAGGUCCAGGGUGGUGGGUGACAAUGGUGAAGAACCUCAGCUGCUCUGCCUCUGCCUCUGCCUCUGCCUGUGAGUGGAUUGUUUGCUGCCUUCUCCUUCUUGCUGCAUCCCCUGUUUGCUCCAAGACCCAUGAAAACCCAGCAAAUGAUCUUGUGGACAUCAUCAACAGCAAUCGAACAUCCAUGAAGCUCCCAUCCUUAAACCGCAGUCCUGGGAUAGGGUGUGUGGCCUUGCAAUAUGCCGAGCUCUGCAAGGGGAACUGCACGAGCAACAACACUCUACACUGCAGCCCAUCAGAGGACAAUUUCACUGAGAUCUUCGCACCUAAUUGCGGCAUCGAGCUCCCCACCUUUGGGUCCAUCACUGGUCAAAUCAUCGGCUGCCACUCUAAGCACCUUGGCCCAUCACAAGCCUUCUCGCAGGUCCUCAUCAGAGACAACAGGACUCUGUCCCUUUUGAGGAACAGGUCAUACACUGAGGUUGGAGUAGGCGUGGUCCAUCAGUCCCACAAGGGGCCAUCUUAUUGGUGUGUUCUGUUCAGCAGUGAUAGGGCGAAUUCCACUUUUGUCCUCGAGGAUCGUGGCAUCGGGAUCAAGCAGAAGAAAGGUUGCUUCAGUGGGAGCAGCUUACCAUGCAGUGCUGCUGGGAUGAAGAAGACGACCAAGUUUGCAAACGUGUUCAUGGUAAUCACUUGCUUGUGGAUUUUGCUUCUGCAGCAGUUCGAAUGAUAAACUAGUAAUGUAGAUGGGAAAGCGAAAAAAGUUGAAAAAAUGCUUGUAGUUUUGUUCAUAUAUAUCAUUGAUGCUACCAAAUAUUCGGGCAGAUGGAAAAAGAAAUGUCCACGGAAUGCAUUGCUAUCUAUGAGACGGGGGACCGCUUGUAAUUUCUUGAAAUCUUAGUUCGAACAAGUUGAUGGCCCA
Messenger RNA from Punica granatum (pomegranate), 1103 nucleotides. NCBI's taxonomy places the organism in Eukaryota, Viridiplantae, Streptophyta, Magnoliopsida, Myrtales, Lythraceae. The record is from RefSeq and is a predicted model, not a curated record.